AUGACAACCUGCCCGGCCUUGCUGAAGGAAAAAGUGUUCCAGACGGGAGCCCACUCCUACAGAAUCCCAGCUCUGCUCUACGUGCCUCUGCAGAAGACCCUGCUGGCCUUCGCGGAACAGCGACUGAGCAAGAAGGACGAGCACGCGGAUCUGAUCGUGGUUCGCAGAGGAAGCUACGAUGAGACCACCAGCCAAGUCCAGUGGCAGGACCAGGAGGUGGUGGUGGAAGCCCAGCUGGAGGGCCAUCGGUCCAUGAACCCGUGUCCCUUGUACAACGAGCAGACGGGGCUCCUGUCCCUCUUCUUCAUCGCCGUCCAGAAGCAGAUUUCUGAGCAACACCAGCUCCAGACCAGGAUCAACGCCACCCGCCUGUGCCGGGUCGUCAGCACCAACCUCGGGAAAACCUGGACCCUCAUGAAGGACCUCACGGACAUAGCCAUCGGCGAGGCCCACCGGGACUGGGCCACGUUUGCUGUGGGCCCCGGACACUGCGUGCAGCUCAGCGACACACAGCGAAGCCUGGUGGUGCCGGCCUAUGCCUACCGGAACCUACCAGCGGGGAAGCGGCCCGUCCCCGCUGCCUUCUGCUUCAUCAGCCACAACCACGGGGUGACGUGGCAGAGGAGCGAGUUUUUGAGCGAGGAGUCUGGCGAGUGCCAGGUGGCUGAGCUGGGGUCGGAGGAGCGCACGCUGGUGUACCUCAACGCUAGGAGCAUGCGGGGAGCCCGGGUGCAGGCGCAGAGCGAGGAUCACGGCCUCCACUUCCAGCCUGCCCAGCUCGUGAGCCAACUCGUGGAGCCUCCACAGGGCUGCCAGGGCAGCGUGGUGAGCUUCCCCGGCCUCCGCCCGGGCCGGGGCGCCUGGGAGAGGUGGCUCCUCUACAUCCACCCCACAGAUGCGCAGCGCAGGACCAAGCUGGGCGUAUACCUCAACACACAGCCCCCAGAUGCCACCACCUGGUCGGAGCCCACCCUGCUGGCCACUGGCAGCUGUGCCUACUCCGACCUGCAGUUUAUGGGGCCCGGCCCCGACGGAUCGCCGCUUUUCGGGUGUCUGUAUGAGGCAAAUAACUACAACGAGAUUAUUUUCCUCAUGUUCACCCUCAAACAGGCUUUCCCAAGUGUAUUUGAGGGGAAGUGA
Messenger RNA from Dipodomys ordii (Ord's kangaroo rat), 1140 nucleotides. It is a transcript of the gene Neu2, whose product is annotated as sialidase 2 (cytosolic sialidase). Lineage: Eukaryota; Metazoa; Chordata; Mammalia; Rodentia; Heteromyidae. The coding region runs from base 1 to 1140 and encodes 379 amino acids. The record is from RefSeq and is a predicted model, not a curated record. Gene Ontology annotation, cellular component: cytoplasm; membrane; lysosome. Gene Ontology annotation, molecular function: exo-alpha-sialidase activity. Gene Ontology annotation, biological process: oligosaccharide catabolic process; ganglioside catabolic process. The transcript is spliced from 2 exons.